UCAAAUGAUUUAAAGUCACGUAACCCUAAACUACAUAUAGUUUAUAUGACUCAGACGAAAUGAAGAUUUGUAAUUAGACCAAGUCAACUUCAGGAGCACCAAUUGUCCCUCCACACAUUUCUUGGGUAUAACAUUUUUCUGUGAGACAGAAUCUUUCUCCAGUUUCACUUUCCUUGUUUCCAUAAAUCUGAUUUUUCCCUUCUGCAAUCUUAAAUAUUGUGCUGUAAAGAAAAUUUUGGCAUCAAUCCAUGUGGCUUAGCCUCGGAGUGCGUGUAGCAUGUAAACAAUUUGCAAUCCCUGGAAAAAAGGCAUGGUUUUCAUGUUUCUGAAAGAGAAAAAUAUGAUAUUUGGCUAGGACUUUUGAUGGGUUUUUUUUCGUGAGAAUGAAAAUUCUGGUGACGCUUGACCUGGGUUUUCAUCUGGGUUUUCUUUUCUUUUUUUUUCCCAUCUAGAUACCCAGUUUUAGGAUUUUAAGGCCCCUUGAACCUCUUGUCUGAUAGCCCAGUCCUUUGAAUUUUAGCAUAGAAUAUGGUCUGCCUCUUUUUCUGUGCUAAUCAUGAGAUCUAUGGAUUGCAAGGGAAUCAGAGCGCAAUUUCUGUGCUAGAAUAAGUAUUUUUUGACAUGGGAAGUUAUUGAAUUUAAUGCUUCAUAACAUGUAGUUUUGUUUGCUGAUGGAUUUACUUCGUAGCAAUAAGUCUAGAACUGCUGGAGAAAAGAUAUAAACUACGGAAGCUCCCGAGAUUGCACUCGAGAUGGAGAUUUCUGUGAAGAAGCCUGAAAUUGUUGAAGAGGAGGGGGAGAUAGGGGAAAAUAGAGAGGUGGAGGAAGAGCAAAGUUGUAGUAGUAAUGGGCCCAUUUCAUGGAAUACUGGUUUUAACUCGCGCAAAAGGUCUGCCUCAAGUGGAGAUGAGCGUAAUGAUUUUGUUGAUGAGUCUAAUAGAGUAGGCAUGCAGAGGAGUUCCAGCACUGGUAAUGUUGAGGGAAGAGUAAGACAGUAUGUUCGUUCCAAAAUGCCUCGCCUUCGUUGGACUCCAGAUCUGCAUCAUUCUUUUUUGCAUGCCGUUGAGCGUCUAGGUGGCCAAGCCAGAGCGACACCUAAGUUAGUACUACAGCUUAUGGACGUGAAGGGAUUGACUAUUGCCCACGUUAAGAGCCACCUGCAGAUGUACAGAAGCAUGAAAAAUGAUGAGAAUUGUCAAGAAAUAGGGCAGACGCAGAGGUUCAUGGAAGGAGGACAAGAGCAUAUUACAGACUGCUUCUCUCUUUCUAGAUCAAUUAAAACAGCCGGCAUACAGCGGUAUGAAAAUGAGAGAUUUUCGGUCAACGAAAAUUAUGAUUCUUCCCAUUAUUACAACCUUCUGCAUCGACCCGCUUUACAGCGGUUUGAUCCAAGCCCCUCAAAUAGAUAUAACCAGAUUCCUUGGGAGAGGCGUCAGGACUGGCUUUUGAGGUCAUACACAAAUCAUUUUACACAUCAUGAUAAUUCAAGACAAUUAUAUGAGUGGAACAGUAUGAAGCGUCUGGAUUGCAGUAGUAGGAAGGAACAGCAUUUGUUUGACGUUGCUCUCAAAGAAGCUAAGCCACAGCUCCCACUUACUGCAGACCCUCCUGCUUCUUCACUACAAUGGGGUACAAGACAGGAGGAAAUAGAAGCUAAGAAAUUACGCGAAAUACCUAGAGGAGAUUGUUUUAUGCCUGGUGUAACCGGCCAUGUCAUCAAAAGCACAAGUAAAGACCAAAUUGAGUUUGAUUGUUUUCACAGAAAUAGAAUUUGUCAGACUCCCACUGUGGAUUUAGCUAAUAUAGGCUUUGUUAGAAUGCCCACGACUUCACACGUUACGGGCAUCAACAAAAAUACAAAUACAACCUUUGGCCAAGCGCCAGUUACAGCCAAAAUACAGCCUCGAAUUGCUUUGGAGCAGGAGCAGCCAUGUUUGAAACUUCAGCUACAGCGAGGGCAGGAGCCCCAGCAAUCGAAAGAAGUAAUAAGUAUUCCGGGACUUCCAGGUCAAUCACAUAAUGAAGCUGUAACAAAAAGGAAAUUGAGGGAAUCUCAUACUGAUCAUGAGGAAACCUGUUCGGCGGAGGAAGUAGACAGUAGCUUAAACCUUUCAUUGUUCUCGAAAUAUGAAGUAAAGGAAGGACCCAAGUUUCUGAGGAAAGAAGAAUAUCGAAAUGAGUUAAGACAAGGUUUGCAGCAGCAACCGGCAGAUGACAUUCCUGUUUUAGAUCUGACCAUGUCGCUUCGGCCAUUGGAAUGAGCACUUGGUAAGACACAAAUGAGUGAAUGUUUUUUUCUUUGUUCUUUUUUAUGCAUUCCAUAAACAUUUUGCACUUAUGUUUUCUCGUGCCAAGAUGUUUCUAUGGAUGGCUAACCGAAUAGCUUAUAUCCUUGGUAAAAUCAUGAUCGCAUAGGUAUAUAGUCAGACAAGCAGUGUUCUCUGCAGAAACUGCUCGUGUUACUAUAUGACUUAAGAUUGAUUUUACUAUUCUAAAUUUCAUUUUGAAAGCAAUGUAUUUGUAUAAACUUGAGGAUUCAAGCCAUAUUAUAUAGAAAUAGGACAACUUUGAUAGACCAUUUCCAUGCAUUUUGUUCAGCUCCAAAAAAUGGGAUUUCAUCUAUCUUACAAGUAUUGCCAGAAACUCUUGGUGAUAUAAAUCUGUAAUGUUACGAAGUAUUAUUUCUGCUUGGCACAGACGUUAUUUUAAACAUA
Cryptomeria japonica (Japanese cedar) is the source of this 2714-nucleotide messenger RNA. RefSeq lists its product as uncharacterized. The record is from RefSeq and is a predicted model, not a curated record. The transcript has 6 exons. Gene Ontology annotation, molecular function: DNA-binding transcription factor activity; DNA binding. Bases 753 to 2261 code for a protein of 502 amino acids. NCBI's taxonomy places the organism in Eukaryota, Viridiplantae, Streptophyta, Pinopsida, Cupressales, Cupressaceae.